AUGGACCACUCCUCACUGGAAGAUCACUUACGAGCUUCUGUGAUCCCUCGCUUUCAACACUUGUUAGGAACGAUCCAGUCGCUAGAACCUUAUGGAUCGGGCCUCAUCAAUGAUACCUACAAGCUGAGCAUUCUUCGGGCCGGGACGAAUGAAGAAAAAGAAGAUGUUGUGUCAUUUAUUUUGCAACGUAUCAAUCACCAAGUCUUUACACGACCCGUUAAAGUCAUGUCCAAUGUAGAACGAGUGACCAAGCACUUGGCCGAGAAGAUACGGAAGCGAGGUGGAGAUGUCCAACGAGAAACCCUGACCCUAAUCCCUACCACCGAGUCGUCGUGUAGUACGAGCAAAGAACAUGAAUACUUUGUGGUGGACGACCAAGGCAAUCAUUGGCGAAUGUAUACCUUUAUAUCGGGGGCUACGGCGUAUCCAAUUGGAAAAGGGAUCUAUUGUUUGCGAAUAAGGGAUGGUAAAACGACGAUCAAUAUAUUCCGUGAGGCAGGAGCCGCCUUUUGCCAAUUUCAGUUGGACUUGGCAGAUUUGCCACCACCUAGAUUGCACGAGACAAUCCCGGGAUUUGGAGACUCGGCUGUACGCUUUGACCAAUUUCAAGCGGCAUUAUCACGCGAUUUACAUGGAAGGGCCAAGGAUUGUCAACCAGAGAUUCAAUUUUGUCUAGAUCGGGAGCAAGAGAGCUACAUUUUGCCCAAACUUUUACAAGACGGAAAAAUACCCGAACGGAUCACUCAUUAUGACACCAAAAUUGACAACGUACUCAUUGAUGACGCUACUGGAAAAGGCCUAUGUGUAAUUGAUUUGGAUACGGUCAUGCCCGGACUGGCCAUUUAUGAUUUUGGAGACUGUGUGCGGACCGCUACUGCUUUGGCUGCCGAAGAUGAGAUGGACUUGACCAAGGUUGGCUUUUCCAUGGAGAUCUUUGAGUGGGUAGCUGAGGGAUAUUUGUCCAUUGCAAAACAAUUCUUGACAGAAUUGGAGAUGGAUCACUUGGUGUUGGUAGCCCGGAUGGUGACGUUCACCAUGGGGUUACGCUUCUUGGCGGAUCACCUGAAUGGGGAUGUUUAUUACAAGACGACUCGUGACAAUCACAACUUGGACCGUGCUAGGAGUCAAUUGAAAAUGGUAGCUGAAAUGGAGGGAAAUGAAGAAGAGAUGAAUACCAUCAUUCGACACUUACGAGGGUAG
Molecule: messenger RNA, 1200 nt
Organism: Cylindrotheca closterium
Lineage: Eukaryota; Bacillariophyta; Bacillariophyceae; Bacillariales; Bacillariaceae
Source: the annotation of a GenBank genome assembly